UUUUUCCGUUCCUUAGCAUCCUUCUCUAGUCUCAUCCUUUCCCCCUCUCAUUUUCCCUGGCCUCGUCCAACCUCCCACGCACCCACGCACCCCCAAUUCUAUUCCCCCUCUUUUUUAGGGUCAAAGAAUUUGUUGCUCAAAGAUGUUCUCUCGCACGGCCCAGCCUGCCCGGACUCUGCUUCGCAGCGCCUCCGUGGCUCCCUCUUUCGGUUGCUCCAUUCCCGCACGAACUUUCGCUACCGUGCAGUCGGACAUCUUCAAGCCUACCAAGUAUGGUGGCAAGUACACGGUCACCCUGAUCCCCGGUGACGGUAUCGGUGCUGAGGUCGCGGAGUCGGUCAAGACCAUCUUCAAGGCCGACAACGUCCCCAUUGAGUGGGAGCAGGUCGACGUUAGCGGUGUGGACACUGGCAACAAGCACUCGGAGGAGCUCUUCCGGGAGUCGCUGGCUUCCCUCAAGCGCAACAAGCUCGGUCUGAAGGGAAUCCUGCACACCCCCGUCGAGCGAUCGGGCCACCAGUCCUUCAACGUCGCUCUCCGUCAGGAGCUGGAUAUCUACGCCUCCAUCUCCCUGAUCAAGAACAUCCCCGGCUACGAGACCCGCCACAAGAAUGUCGACCUGUGCAUCAUCCGUGAGAACACCGAGGGUGAGUACUCUGGUCUCGAGCACCAGUCCGUCCAGGGUGUCGUCGAGUCCCUCAAGAUCAUCACCCGCGCCAAGUCCGAGCGCAUCGCCAAGUUCGCCUUCAGCUUCGCUCUCGCCAACAACCGCAAGAAGAUCACCUGCAUUCACAAGGCCAACAUCAUGAAGCUGGCCGACGGUCUCUUCCGCAGCACCUUCCACAAGGUCGCCGAGGACUACCCUACCCUGGAGGUCAAUGACAUGAUCGUCGACAACGCCUCCAUGCAGGCUGUCUCCCGCCCCCAGCAAUUCGACGUUAUGGUCAUGCCUAACCUGUACGGUGGUAUCCUCUCCAACAUCGCUGCCGCUCUUGUCGGUGGCCCGGGUGUCGUCCCCGGCUGCAACAUGGGCCGUGACGUCGCCGUCUUCGAGCCCGGCUGCCGUCACGUCGGUCUCGACAUCAAGGGCAAGGACCAGGCCAACCCCAGCGCUCUGAUCCUGUCCGGUUCUAUGCUGCUCCGUCACCUUGGUCUGGAUGACCACGCCAACCGCAUCUCCAAGGCUGUUUACGAUGUGAUCGGUGAGGGCAAGACCCGCACUCGUGACAUGGGUGGUCAGGCUACCACCCACGAGUUCACCCGGGCCGUUCUGGACAAGAUGGAGUCGUCUCUGUAAAUCUGAAACCCGUCACCUUCCAUGUCCCUCCCUACUGCUACGACUGGGGACUACCCCGAUCGGCUCACCUGCGGUGGAUCCUGCAGCAUCUGACUCGGUUGGAAUGAUUCCCAAUUAUGUAUUAUCUUUCUUUCUAUUUAGCUCGCGAUGUCCCUGGCAAGUUAUAGCAAUAGACAUUUUCUUGUUUUCAGAGUUUUUGCACCUUUUCUCUUGUCGAUGUGAUUGGUGUUAUGAUAUAAAAGGGCCUGCUAUUGUGGUCGUCUCAUUAGUUCCAUAGCGAGAAGGUUUGUUAGGCUUUGGCUACAACGAUAGCUCGCAGUUGCUGUUCCUACAUCACCAGUGUGUUAGGUCUACACAACACCGAGGACAAACACUCCGUUGGAAAUAAGGAAGACACUGGGGAAUAUCCAGAAAAGACCAUACCUCACCCAGGUCCGGACAGCUUGAUAUGACAAAAGCGCAGUGAAAUUUACCAACGAAGCAUUAUAUUUGGCAUGGCACAAAUGUGCUAACGCAUAAUUUAGGAU
Molecule: messenger RNA, 1824 nt
Organism: Penicillium brasilianum
Lineage: Eukaryota; Fungi; Ascomycota; Eurotiomycetes; Eurotiales; Aspergillaceae
Source: the annotation of a GenBank genome assembly